UGAAAAAAGUCAUAGACUCAUUAUCGUGAGUCUUAAUUCAAACUUGAAAAAAAAAAUCAUAGGUCUUACUGUACGCUGGAUACGGGAGAAGCUAGUUUCAACCUAAGCUGCGCUCAACAUCGUAGUUGUGUUGCCUGACAACGCUGCUUGGCAUGCUAACAUUAGCGUAGAGAUCCGCCUAAGCAACGGAGGCGGACGUGUGUGGUUGCUGUAUUUUGGCGCUGAGCAUUAUAUGAUGUUAUUCGGGAUGGAUGUCACUUAGAACUGCAUAGCUGAUAAUAGCAGGAUGACCCAUGAAGCUCUUGGGUGAAGUGUUUAUUGUGGCCCUCUAUGCCAUAGGACUAUUUUCUUCAAUAACAAAGGCUGGAUUUGCGUGUCUCAGCAACCCAUGUAUUCAUGGAAUCUGCAUAGAUGACCUUAAUAGUUCUUAUACAUGCUAUUGUAUUGAUGGCUAUACUGGCAUACAGUGCCAAACAAAUUGGGAUGAGUGUUGGUCAAACCCUUGCAUGAAUGGAGGAACAUGCAUUGAUGGUGUUGCAUCAUACAACUGCACUUGUCCAGAUGGGUACAUGGGUGAACAAUGUGAAGAAAAUUUUGAUGAGUGUGAGUCAAAUCCUUGUCUGAACAAUGGUACAUGUGUAGAUGAAGUCAAUGGCUAUGUAUGUCAGUGUCUACCAGGCUACUCAGGAGUAAUGUGUGAAAUUGAUGAAGAGGUCUGCAAUAACACAGCAGAAACAAAUUGCUACAAUGGAGGACUCUGUAUUGAGGGACCUGGAAUAUCAUUCAGUUGUAUUUGCUCUCCAGGAUGGUCAGGUACAUUCUGUGAACUGCCUGUUGAUGAAUGUGCUUCUACACCUUGCCAGAAUGGGGCAGUAUGUGUCGAUCUCAAAGCAGAUUAUGCUUGUGCCUGUUUGUUUGGCUUUACUGGGAAAAACUGUGAAGUAAAACUUGUGCGAUGUGAAGAUAAUCCAUGUGAAAAUGAUGCACUAUGUCUUAUUGAGAGUGGGGGAGCUGUGUGUUAUUGUGUUCCUGAUUUUCAUGGAAACAAGUGUCAGUAUCAGUAUGAUGAGUGCCAACUUGGACCAAGGUGCCUGAAUGGUGGUACGUGCCUAGAUGGUAUUGAUAAUUUCACUUGCUCUUGUCCACCCAAUCUUACUGGAAGAAUCUGUGAGUGCCUUAUAAUUUCACCUGGGCAUUUGAAUUGCUCAUUCAUAUUACCAUCAACAAGUGAAUUUCCUACACAAACUGCAACUGUGGCUUCAACUGAAUAUUUGACUUCAGCAUUUUCUUCUGGCAGAACUGUACCUAAAUCUACCACACUUACUGAUGGAAAGGUUUCUCGCACUACAGCUCCAACAUUCACAGAGACAGUAUUACCUUCCUCAUCUACUUUUUCAUUUAUGGCAGGCACUAGUUCAACUCAUCCAUCUUCUGAACCAAUAUCUUCAUAUUUUACAUCAUCAAGUGAAACAGUGGUGCCAGAUACUGAACUUAGUACAACUACUGCAAAACAAAUGUUUACAGAUGUUACAGUGUACCAAGAGAAGUCUUCCAAAAUUAUACCACAGACUGAAAGUUCAACAUUGACAAGUACUGAAAUGUUAGGAACAAAUAUUACAACUGAGAAAUUAAAACCAGUAAGUGUUCAGACAUUGACUGUACCUUCAUAUACUGAAAUGGUUAGUGAAAUAGCAACACUUCCUUCAGUUGAAGAGAAGUCAACUUUAAUACCACCAGAUUAUUAUACAACGGGACCAUUUACAACAGAAAAAGUAACACUGCCACCUCCUUCAGGAGAAACAGAUGAAACAAAGAGCAUAUCUCUCACUUCUGUAGGUGUAGAAACAUUCAGUGAUGAUAUAUUUACAGUACUGCAAACUGUGAAGACUACUGUUCCAACUUCAGAUAUAAGUGCCUUAGAUACAACAGAAUUUGAAUAUACCACUGCCACUCAAGUUAUUCCAUCUGCUGAGACAGAAGUGUACACAUCAACUGCAAAAAUACCAGACUGUUCCGUUACUCCUUGUCUCCAUGGAGGAACUUGUACAUAUUUUGAAGGUUGGAGUCAGUGCAAAUGUAAGUCUGAAUGGACUGGGCCUCUAUGUGAAGUGUACACAGGAAAUGAUACAGUCGCAUUCAGAGAGCAUUCAUUCGUUACACACCACCUUAUUGAAAAAACAGGUGCCAAAAUUGAAGUUCAGGCACGAACACUAGUGCUGAGUGGUAUUCUGCUGCAUGCUCAACUUACAUCAAAUGUUUAUAUGGCUGUUUACAUUGAAGAUGGAUUACUCAAUUUCCAGUUCUCUUGUGGAGUUCAAACCAUGCUUUUCACAGAAGUCCGAAGUCUGGUUAACAAUGGAUAUGAUUUAAAAGUGCAAGCAAUGCUUGAAUUACUGCCUUACAGCAUUGUUCCUCAGCACUGCAAUGCAUACUUACGAAUUAAUGAUUCACUUGCCAUGAGUGGAGAACAGAUAGCUGCAACUUCUCAGAUUGGCAAAACAGUGAAUGUAUUGUACUUAGGAGGAUUCCCUGCAGAAUAUUCUGAUCUCAGUGAAGUUCAGAUGAAAACUGGAUUCAUCGGUUGCAUGCAUGGCCUUAUGGUUGAUAAUAUGCCACGUCAUAUUUUACAUGACUCAUUGAGUGCUUCAGGAAUUUCUGAAUGUGCAUCACUUGCAUGUUUGUCAAAUCCUUGUUAUGAUGGUGGAACAUGUGUAGAACACAACGAUGAGUGGAACUGUUUAUGUCCUUCAGGGUAUGUUGGGAAAGCUUGUGAGAAAUCAGUCUGUGAAGUAAAUCCUUGUCAGUUUGGUGCAACAUGUGUCAUUUUCCCCGGUAGUGGCUUCCUUUGUCUUUGUCCUCUGGGAAAACAUGGAAUUUUCUGUGAGCAUGACUUAGACAUUGGCCAGCCUUCUUUCUCUCCAUCAGUUGCUGGAUUUUCAUCAUACACUGCGUAUCCUUUACCAGGAACUAUUCACCACAAUAUGGAACUAAGAUUCCGUUUCAAACCAUCAAGCAUGGAACAGAUAGCACUAAUGAUUUUUGUUGGUCAAGAUGGUUCUCAUGAUGCUCAAUCUGAUCACCUUUCUGUGAGCUUCAUAAAAGGUUAUGUUGUUCUUACUUGGAAUCUUGGAUCAGGACCACGGAGAAUCUUCACACCACGUCCUGUCACUCAGCGAGCGAAAAGACCACAUUUUGUGAGUCUGGGUAGAUCAGGAAAACAUGCUUGGCUUCGUGUUGAUAACCUGAAGAAUGUUACCGGAACAUCUCCUGGUCACAUGACUCAGCUAAAUACACAUUCUCCAUUAUACAUUGGUGGCCAUGAAUCAGCAAAUUUUUCAUUGCUACCUCAUGAUCUACCAUUGCAUAGUGGCUUCUCAGGUUGUCUUUUUGAUGUGGAGUUGAGGACAGGCAGAAUUUCAGUACCACUUCAGAAGACAAGGACUGCCACUGGUAGAAGUGUUGGUCAGUGUGGAACCACAGAAUGUCAUGAACAUGCCUGUCAGAAUGGAGGUGCAUGCCUGCAUCAUGGUGCAUCUUUUGUGUGUCUUUGUGCAGAUGGAUGGUUUGGACCAGUAUGUGCACAACAGCACAAUCCCUGCGAUUCAUCACAACACAAAUGCAGCUCUGGUGCAACAUGUGUACCACUCAUUAAUGGAUAUGAGUGUGAUUGCCCUUUUGGAAAAGUGGGCACUUACUGUGAAAGAAAUGAAACACCAUCCGAUGUUCACUUCUCUGGAAGACGGUCUUUUAUAUCUCUGCCUAUCAAAUAUCUGCAUGAAAAUGAAAUAUGUAUUGAACUAGAAAUUCGACCACUGGCUGACAGAGGGCUCCUAUUGUUCAUAGGGCAGCCAGAUACAAACAGUUUCAUGUCACUUUCACUUCAGGGUGGAGUGCUUGAACUUCGAAUUCUCCCUGGUCAGUCAAGGAAACGCAGUGAAACUAUUGUUAUACGAAGUGGAAGAGUCCUAGCUCCAAGAGAAUGGCAUCAAGUUCUUGCUUGGAGAUAUGGUCGAAAGCUUUAUCUAAGAGUUGAUGGUAGUCUAAGCACUGGGACAAUGCAUGCUGGAGAAAAACUCCCAGCUCUUGGAAAGGUCCUAUAUUUAGGAGGUACUGGAGAUCUGUCAAACUUGCCAAAUGCUGCAAUGGCUACAUUACCAGAACCAUUUACAGGCUGCAUAAGGAGAGUUUAUUUAAACUGGGAGAAAAUCCCAUUGGAUGAAAAGAAUAUGAUUGCAGCACGUAAUGUAGCUGACUGUGAUGGAACACCAUGUGGUGGUGAUGUAUGUGAACAUGGUGGGACUUGCUGGUUAGAUCCAUACUCUCAACCUCGUUGCAGUUGCAAGAAGUUCUAUACAGGAGCAUUUUGUGAAAGUCAAUUAACAUGUACAGAAGACAGCUGUCAAAACAAUGGACGUUGCAUGAACAGAACUUCAGCAAUUGCAGAAUGUUCCUGUCCCCUUGGCUGGGGAGGAGCAACAUGUGAAGAAGCUGUAAUGACGAUAUCACCUCAUUUUGGAGGGAAUGGCUACCUUGUUGUUGAAGGAAGUGGGAAAAGUGCAAAACAGAAUGAACUCAGUGUGCAAACCAAAAUGGAAAUUGGUUACUUAUACAUAAAUUUUUCCACUAUUGAGUCAAAGGGAAUGAUUCUAUGGAGUUCAAUGGGGCAAGAGUAUUUAGGUAUCGGCAUAGAAGAAGGACUGUUAAAGUUUGCAUGGGGACAUCCCACUACAAACCGAACACUGUUACUGGUCUCUGGUGGUGUAGCUGCUGAUGGCACCUGGCAUACUUUGGAGAUUGACCUUAGUCCAAGGAACAUCACUGUAUGGUUUGAUAGUCAGCUUAUUCAUUCUGAAACAGAAGAAGGUGAAGGCAGCAAAAAAUUUCUAAUAACAGAUGGAAUAUUCUAUCUGGGUGGAUUCCCUGGAGAAGAAUCUGUAACAGAAUUAUCAAAUGGAUUAUUUUCAUCGCAUUUCAUAGGAUGUAUCAAAGAACUAGCAUGGAAUAAAAAUACCAGUGUCACUGAUUUCUCAGACUACCAGGGAGAAAAUGUUGGGAGCUGUGCUUCAAUACAAACAUAAAUUUUGUUAACAAAGCUGUUUAAACCAUGCCACAACAAAAGUAUUUUUGUUAGACAUGCCAUUCUAGCAAGUGCUCACAUUAUGAACUGACAGCCUUUGUUGAUCUAAAAUGUUGAGUGAUAACUAAUACUGGGAAAGCCAGAUGCAUGAGAGAUUUCAUUUACAGAAUUGGUCAGUCAAUGUGAUUUGUUUCUUUCCUUUUUAUGUUGUCAUUUCAGUAUGGGAUUCUGUCCUUUUCUUGGCUGGUACCUUCUGAGUAAUAUAAAAAUCGAUAACAGUGAUAUCUUUCUCAGUGUCUUGAGUUCUGCUCAUUUGGAUGUCACACACAGGACAGUUAACAAGUAAUUUCAUAGGCACUAUUUUUAUUCUUACAGGUUUAGGGUUCCCUAAUAACAUUUUGUAUUUAAUACAUAAAACAGCAGUACUGAGUUGGCACUCAUCUGUCCUGUACAGCUGCCCUCAUUGUUUUGGACAGUCUAUCGUGCUUUGUAGUUAAGAUAGUCCCACAAAAAACUGACUGUGAUCAAAAGAAAAUCUAAAUAUUGUGAAUUUAUCUAGAAAGACUUUCAACUUGUAAAUAAAUUCUGCCUGUUGUAGUGUUUCUGACACAGGUAAUAUUUUUCAGAACACAAUUUGAGAGAAAAGGAACAGAGUUAGUGAGAGGCUGAACUAUUUAGUUGGUGUGUGAGGCUCAUUUCAGCAGCUCAGUUGGAAGGAUGGCAAAUGCAAACAUUGAAAGUGCAGAUGUGAUUAACAGUUCUAUACAAAACUGUCCCAUUGUUGUAAUUUACUACAUCCAAGAACUUAAACUCUAUACAUCUAUCUAUUUAAAACAUUGGAUUUAUCAGAUUGAUGCAGCAGCUCAUGUAAAGCAAAUAUCAUGUUUAAGCUAUCAAUAGUGGAAUUCAAUUGGAAAUAAGAAAUAUUUCCCUAAAUGUGUUGCAUGCAAGAUAAAUCAAAUUAAUCAAAAUUAUUACUGGCAACACAAUAUGAUUUUGAUAUUAUUUCAAACAAAGCUUAUGUAAAAAGUAUUUACUGUAAAUGCACAACUACAACCAGUAAUUACAGCUGAAUAAGAAAGUAACAAGUGUGCAUUCUCUCCUUCAUACUUGUAUUCCACAGAGAAAUAUGUGUAACCAGUCUGGCAACAGUGGAUAUUUUUGGUACUGUUACAUGCAAAACUUCUGUAGGAAUUAUUUAUCAUUAAAUGCAUUAGUAUAACCAGUAAUUAUAGCUGAAUAAGAAAAUAACAAGUGUGUAUUCCUUCAUGCUUGUGCUCCACACAGAUAUAUGUGUGCUGUAUCCUGUUUCACAGUAAGAAUUGUCAUGGAUGGAUAAAUAACCGGUUGCAUCUUAAUGUAAAAUUCACUCCAUAGCUGAAUUUUGAUCUUCCAGAAGCAGGAACACCUUCUGCAAUUGCUGAAGAUAAAUAUACAGAAGGAAAAUUUGGGGGAAAAACAUGAGUAGCAAAGUAAUAGUGGAGAGUUGUGAUUUGAGCAUUAAAUGUUGCACUACAUGAUGAUCCUUGAUAACAUGUUUUGUAUUUUAACUUAAGAUACUAUAUUUUCUUUCACAAUGGCUUGCUUCUAUUUGAUAUGUUUUACUCAACAAAUAAAUCCCUGAUUCUUUUGUGAAUUUCUUGUUGAUAUUCAACUUGGCACCAUAUGCUCACUUGUCUCUGGCAUCACAAACUAGCUUUUGUGGCAGAUGGGUCUGUUAUGAUGAACACAAGUGCAGCUAAUGCAGUACAUAAUUACCAGUCUUCACUCUGUCAGUUACAACCAGAAUACCCUUUCCCUACUUUAGCUACAUCCUUUCAUCAAAAUCCCUAAUAAGGGAACAGACGUGACCCAGUACCCAACUGCCAAUGAAUCAACAAGGAAAGUCCUCAGCAAGAUUAUAAUCUUCAUAUAUUGUGAAAUUAAAUACUAGACACUCUACUUGUAAAUCAAAGUAGCAGUUUUUCAAGCUUUGCAGCACUGCUGCCAAAUCCAAUACUUUUCAUAGAUCGCUUCAUUUAACCACACUAGGCAGAGACAAUGGUUAAUACUGAAUAAAAGAGUUUUUGUUAUUAUUAAAGAAAAGCUUAUUUUAAUACUUUUCAUCAGUCAAUUUUUUAACAUUUUGUCAUAACAUUUUCUUAUCAAGUGUGUUUCUGGAGUCUUGCCCUUGAAUUUCUUUGUACCAUAGUAUUGACGUGUCUAUUUUUUUUGGUGAUGGCAUUUGGAUGUUGACUGUAUUCUUUCAUGGGAUUAUAAUAGAACACUCCCAAGUUCAAACCUGCAAUUCCUUGAUGCUUGCCUCUUUGCUUUUAAUUAAAUUUUAUCAUUCUUCCUUUGUUCAUUUCCUUAUGCAGUUAUUGUUGAUCACAAGAUACUCUGUUUUGACUCGAACAUACUCUAAUUCUUGUUUCUUUUAUAAUAUCUCAAUGUUGUUCUUCAUUUCUACUUCCUCUUAGUCACUGUACUCCCUCUCAGAUCAUAUUACCGUAAGUCCUCUUUCUUCUUUGAUUUUGUUUCUUCAUGUUGCAGAAUCUCUUUGUGAUCUUGCUUGGGACAUUAUAUACCUUUAAUGGCAAAAUUUUGGAGAACAUAGGCUAUACAGUUUCUAGUACAUUUGUAGAAAGUUCUAGAACUUUUCUACAUUCUACAUUACCAGCAAGCCACACUUUGCAUUACAUAUAUUCAAGAAUAAAAUUUUGUUGAACUUUUUCAGUCACAGAAUAAUCUAACUUUCAAAUAUUCUGUCUAUUUUACCCUUCAUCUGUGUUGCCCACAUAUCUGUGCUAUUUACCUGCACAUUCUGCCAGCACUUUACUUUAUACCUACUGUAUCUAAAUCACAAUGUAUGUUCUCAAACCAUAAACUGAAUAAGAAGGGGGUCAAAUGACGACAGAAUGGUAACAUCUAUUCUCAGUCAUACACUAUAUGGUGAACUGCGUUGUUCAAAUGUAGAGGUGCCUGAAAGAAAGACUGAUACAUAGUGGUAACUACCUCUAGCAUCCAUUAGAACCAUCCUAAUGUACCAACAGAAGGUAUUACUGCAAUACUCAUUUAAUUGAUAAUCAGCUCAUGUUAUUUGUUAAUAUGCCAUCUUUUCUGCUUAAAUCCACAACACAUAUGCCAUACCAUUGUACAGACUUAAAUAUGACACUCAUCUUAUUCCUGUUUUGUUCAACUUUAUACUGCUUCUUCCCUCCUAUUUUCCCCACUGUCCACAUGUUUUUCUACAUUUCUGUUGCUCAGUAUGCUGCUUCUGUUUCUUUUUAUUUCCUCUGUAAUUUAUGACCUUGUUUGAAUGAUGAUAUAGUAUUGCUCAGACUUAACUUCCAUGACAGCAAUGAAAAAUAAACUUCCUUUGUAAGUCGCAAAAGAACACUUGCAAACUUAUGUCAAAUCGUUAAUAAGCUGAAAGUUACAAAGGAUUUUUGUUCUACAGAAAAUUUUGGUAAUACCAAAUCAGUCUCCAAAAUAACAUAAAUAGGUCACUCAAAUUGAGUGAUGGGUCCCAUUUCCAAUUUUUUUAAUUACUGCCAUAUGCUUUAUAAUUGAAGCAAGUAUCAACCAUUUUCUUUGAUAUUUAUGCACAAAGGAAAUAAAAAAGAAAGCAAUAAAUCACAUUGACUGGACUUUGAGAUUUUAAGUUCCACACCAGAGCUUGGCUAUAUUAUUAUUAUUAUUAUUAUAGUGUGUGCAUAUCAAGUUAUCUGUAAUGAAGGAUAUUUGUGUACAUUUUGAGCUGUACUGGAACAGCUCAUUUGAUUUAACCAAAGUGCAUUAAAUGUCAUAAUUCUGUGGUAUAAUAUUAUUGAGUGAUUUCUGUAAUGUACAAUGAAAUACAGCACCAACUAUCACUAUUUCAUGGAAUUCCUUUCUCUAUUCAAGCCAUGAUUAGGGCACCUAUCUCUGUCAUUAGACAACUGUAAGCACAUAUUAUGUAGUACAUGAUAUCAGCAUCAUAUUAGUUGCUGCAUUAAUUAAUAAGUGAGGAAUUAUUUGUUUUGGUUAAGUUCUCUCUUAAUUGGCAAGAUUGGAAGACAUUUAAAA
Molecule: messenger RNA, 9124 nt
Organism: Schistocerca gregaria
Lineage: Eukaryota; Metazoa; Arthropoda; Insecta; Orthoptera; Acrididae
Gene: eys
Product: protein eyes shut
Exons: 23
Coding region: 294-5078 (1594 amino acids)
Biological process (GO): heterophilic cell-cell adhesion; establishment or maintenance of epithelial cell apical/basal polarity
Cellular component (GO): protein-containing complex; plasma membrane
Molecular function (GO): calcium ion binding
Source: RefSeq, a predicted model, not a curated record